AUGAGACAUCUGGAUCUAAGUGGUAAUCAUUUUGACAAGGAUGCCUUCAAGAUUUUGGGUGCUCUCCCAUCCCUUAAGUUUCUAUCCUUAAAGUCCAAUAGAAUGGAAGGACCACUUUCUAACCAAGGUUUGACAUCCUUCCGCCAUCUGGAGAUCUUAGAUUUGAGUGUGAAUAAUUUCUAUGCAAGUAUUUCUCCAUCCAUCGGAGCGUUAUCUUCUCUGAAAGCUCUAUUUUUGGCUCAAAAUAACCUUAAUGGUUCUUUAUCAAUUCAAGGAAACAUUUCUCCAUCUCUGUUUGGAAGCCUUAACUCCCUAGAGUACAUUGGUCUUAGUCAUAAUGGUUUCGAGGGUUUAUUCUCAUUUGGCUCAUUUGCAAACCAUUCAAACUUUGAGGUGGUUGAAUUGACAAGUGACAAUAACAAAUUUGAGGUAGAUACUGAAUUGACAGAUUGGAUUCCCUUGUUUCAGUUGAAAAUCCUUGUUCUAUCAAACUGUGAUCUGAGCAAGCUCUUUGGUGAUGUUCUGAAAUUUCUCCUCUACCAAAACAAGCUAAUGGUCGUUGAUCUCUCCCACAAUAACUUGACAAGUUCUUUCCCAAACUGGCUACUAGUGAACAACGCGAGACUACAAUUUUUGGUCCUGCGGAAUAACUCUUUUGUUAAUCUUUUUUUCUGUCGCAAUACUGCUAUAUCAAUAUUGUCCAAAUUGACAUCUCUGACAAUCACUUAA
Camellia sinensis is the source of this 729-nucleotide messenger RNA. The record is from RefSeq and is a predicted model, not a curated record. NCBI's taxonomy places the organism in Eukaryota, Viridiplantae, Streptophyta, Magnoliopsida, Ericales, Theaceae.